UGCCCAGCCCUUUCUGCCUUGUCAUCUACUGCCCCGCGGAGGCUCGACUCUUGAGUGGGGCCGCCCGGAACGCACAGAACCGGGACCACCCCCCCCCCCCCGAAGCCACCUGGCUGGAGGAGGGAAGAGAAACUGAUUGGGCAGAAUCUGCGCCCCCUCAUCACCAGCCGCGCUCGAAGGAGCCCCCACCAUGGGCAAUGCGCAGGAGCGGCCCUCAGAGACGAUCGAUCGCGAGCGGAAACGCCUAGUGGAGACGCUGCAGGACGACUCCGGGCUGCUGCUGGAUGCACUGCUGGCGCGCGGCGUGCUCACCGGGCCUGAGUAUGAGGCGUUGGACGCGCUGCCUGAUGCCGAGCGCAGGGUGCGUCGCCUGCUGCUGCUGGUACAAAGCAAGGGCGAGGCCGCCUGCCAGGAGCUGCUGCACUGCGCCCAGCGUACUACGCGCGCGCCAGACCCGGCCUGGGACUGGCAGCACGUGGGCACUGGCUACCGGGAACGCAGCUACGACCCUCCAUGCCCUGGCCACUGGACGCCUGAGGCACCUGACUUGAGGACCGCUUGUCCCGAACCGCCCAGAGCUUCAGACUGCGACGAGGCUGGGGUUUCAGGGGGCUCGGAGGCAGUAUCCGGAACCCUCGAGGAACUCGAUCCGGAAGUGGAAGCUGAAGUCUCUGAAGGGGCUGAGCCAGAGUUGGAACCCCAAAUGGAUCCGGAACCAGAGCCAGCACCUGAACUAGUGUCAGAGCCAGAGCCAGAGCCAGAGCCAGAGCCCGACUUUGAGGCGGGUGACGAGUCUGAAGAUUCCUGAAUGUCGGAGUGCUGAUAGGCUGCUGCUCUCUGCCCAAAGCAGACAGGACCUGGGAUUCUGCUCUGGCAUUGGGGAGGAUGCCACCAAGUCUCCACCUGACCCAGUACCACUGGAAGUGAAUAAACUCUGGUGGGUCACCUUG
This is a messenger RNA of Panthera uncia (snow leopard), 950 nucleotides long. It is a transcript of the gene NOL3, whose product is annotated as nucleolar protein 3. The record is from RefSeq and is a predicted model, not a curated record. Gene Ontology annotation, biological process: negative regulation of extrinsic apoptotic signaling pathway; negative regulation of intrinsic apoptotic signaling pathway; negative regulation of release of cytochrome c from mitochondria. The transcript is spliced from 4 exons. NCBI's taxonomy places the organism in Eukaryota, Metazoa, Chordata, Mammalia, Carnivora, Felidae. Gene Ontology annotation, molecular function: death receptor binding; cysteine-type endopeptidase inhibitor activity involved in apoptotic process; caspase binding. The coding region runs from base 191 to 808 and encodes 205 amino acids. Gene Ontology annotation, cellular component: mitochondrion.